AUGAGGCUGUCGGGCUCGUGUGGGUUGGCGCUCAGAUUCCUGCCGGACGCACAGGCAAAUCAUGGCAGUGAUUGGGGAUGCGACAUUGCGACUUGCGAACGUGGGCAAUGGAAUGACGUGGAUUUACAUGGUGGUGAUGACGAUGGUGGUGAUGACGAUGGUGGUGAUGACGAUGGUGGUGAUGAUGAUGGUGGUGAUGACGAUGGUGGUGAUGACGAUGGUGGUGAUGACGAUGGUGAUGAUGACGAUGGUGGUGAUGACGAUGGUGGUGAUGACGAUGGUGGUGAUGACGAUGGUGGUGAUGACGAUGGUGGUGAUGACGAUGGUGGUGAUGACGAUGGUGGUGAUGACGAUGGUGGUGAUGACGAUGGUGGUGAUGACGAUGGUGGUGAUGACGAUGGUGGUGAUGACGAUGGUGGUGAUGACGAUGGUGGUGAUGACGAUGGUGGUGAUGACGAUGGUGGUGAUGACGAUGGUGGUGAUGACGAUGGUGGUGAUGACGAUGGUGGUGAUGACGAUGGUGGUGAUGACGAUGGUGGUGAUGACGAUGGUGGUGAUGACGAUGGUGGUGAUGACGAUGGUGGUGAUGACGAUGGUGGUGAUGACGAUGGUGGUGAUGACGAUGGUGGUGAUGACGAUGGUGGUGAUGACGAUGGUGGUGAUGACGAUGGUGGUGAUGACGAUGGUGGUGAUGACGAUGGUGGUGAUGACGAUGGUGGUGAUGACGAUGGUGGUGAUGACGAUGGUGGUGAUGACGAUGGUGGUGAUGACGAUGGUGGUGAUGACGAUGGUGGUGAUGACGAUGGUGGUGAUGACGAUGGUGGUGAUGACGAUGGUGGUGAUGACGAUGGUGGUGAUGACGAUGGUGGUGAUGACGAUGGUGGUGAUGACGAUGGUGGUGAUGACGAUGGUGGUGAUGACGAUGGUGGUGAUGACGAUGGUGGUGAUGACGAUGGUGGUGAUGACGAUGGUGGUGAUGACGAUGGUGGUGAUGACGAUGGUGGUGAUGACGAUGGUGGUGAUGACGAUGGUGGUGAUGACGAUGGUGGUGAUGACGAUGGUGGUGAUGACUAUGGUGGUGAUGACGAUGGUGGUGAUGACGAUGGUGGUGAUGACGAUGGUGGUGAUGACGAUGGUGGUGAUGACUAUGGUGGUGAUGACGAUGGUGGUGAUGACGAUGGUGGUGAUGACGAUGGUGGUGAUGACGAUGGUGGUGAUGACUAUGGUGGUGAUGACGAUGGUGGUGAUGACGAUGGUGGUGAUGACGAUGGUGGUGAUGACGAUGGUGGUGAUGACGAUGGUGGUGAUGACGAUGGUGGUGAUGACGAUGGUGGUGAUGACGAUGGUGGUGAUGACGAUGGUGGUGAUGACGAUGGUGGUGAUGACUAUGGUGGUGAUGACUAUGGUGGUGAUGACGAUGGUGGUGAUGACUAUGGUGGUGAUGACUAUGGUGGUGAUGACGAUGGUGGUGAUGACGAUGGUGGUGAUGACGAUGGUGGUGAUGACGAUGGUGGUGAUGACGAUGGUGGUGAUGACGAUGGUGGUGAUGACUAUGGUGGUGAUGACUAUGGUGGUGAUGACUAUGGUGGUGAUGACUAUGGUGGUGAUGACUAUGGUGGUGAUGACUAUGGUGGUGAUGACUAUGGUGGUGAUGACGAUGGUGGUGAUGACGAUGGUGGUGAUGACGAUGGUGGUGAUGACGAUGGUGGUGAUGACUAUGGUGGUGAUGACUAUGGUGGUGAUGACUAUGGUGGUGAUGACUAUGGUGGUGAUGACUAUGGUGGUGAUGACUAUGGUGGUGAUGACGAUGGUGGUGAUGACUAUGGUGGUGAUGACUAUGGUGGUGAUGACUAUGGCAACAAGAAGCCUUUUGAAUGA
Messenger RNA from Closterium sp. NIES-65, 1878 nucleotides. NCBI's taxonomy places the organism in Eukaryota, Viridiplantae, Streptophyta, Zygnematophyceae, Desmidiales, Closteriaceae. The record is from the annotation of a GenBank genome assembly.